This is a messenger RNA of Dictyostelium purpureum, 414 nucleotides long. RefSeq lists its product as uncharacterized. The transcript has 2 exons. The record is from RefSeq and is a predicted model, not a curated record. NCBI's taxonomy places the organism in Eukaryota, Evosea, Eumycetozoa, Dictyosteliales, Dictyosteliaceae. Bases 49 to 339 code for a protein of 96 amino acids.
UAUUAUUUUCUCACACACCGUUCAUCAUUUACAAAAACAAAUAUAAUCAUGUCUGUUUACCAAAAAACUGUUUCACAUGCUCCAGCUUCUUUAGAUAAAAACAAUAACACAGUUGAAGAUGAUGAUUGGGAAACUGAUGCUGAUUAUGUAAAUGAUAUCCCAGAAAAAGAUACCAGAUGGGGCAGUAAAAUUAUUGUAAAAGAUAAUGAUGCAAAUAAACCAAUGGACGAAAUUAGAAAUAACGCUUUCCAAAAACACGAUGAUAUUGUUCAAAAAGAAUACGAAGAUAAAAAGAUUUUAUAUGGAGGUGAAAGAGCUGCCAAAUCACAAAAAGAUUAAAUUUCAAAUAUUUAAAUAUACCCUAACAACCACACAAACUAUUUAAUAAAAACUAAAUUUGUAAUUUUAUAAUUU